This is a messenger RNA of Trifolium pratense (red clover), 1422 nucleotides long. Its product is annotated as protein OVEREXPRESSOR OF CATIONIC PEROXIDASE 3-like. Gene Ontology annotation, cellular component: nucleus. Gene Ontology annotation, molecular function: DNA-binding transcription factor activity, RNA polymerase II-specific; DNA binding. Gene Ontology annotation, biological process: regulation of transcription by RNA polymerase II. The coding region runs from base 177 to 1286 and encodes 369 amino acids. The transcript has 4 exons. Lineage: Eukaryota; Viridiplantae; Streptophyta; Magnoliopsida; Fabales; Fabaceae. The record is from RefSeq and is a predicted model, not a curated record.
AGUUCUCAUAAAAAAAAAUAAAAAAAUUGAUGGUUAUCUAACCUUCUUGCUUAAAAAAAAAAAAAGAUUAGCUAACCUUCAACCCCAUCUUUUACUUUUGUGUCAAAAACAAAAAACCUUAAACCCCAUAUCUCCGCGGUGGUAACUGGUAAAAGAAGAUACAUAUUCAGACAAAAAUGGCUGUAGCGAUUCAAAGUCUAUCAUGUGCUCGUUUCGUCACUUUCGGAGGAAACCGAUCUUUUCCUUUGCAACCAAAACCUCUUCCCUUCUCCAUCACUCUUUCUUCAAACUCUCCGAAUCUCAUUGUCACCGCCUCUUCCAAAAACAAAAACAAAAACAAAAAGAAAAAUUCUUCUCAUUUCACCCCCUCUUCCAAAAACAAAAACAACAACACCAACAAUAACACCACUGCCAACAACAGCAACAACAAGGAAAAAACACCUCAUGUUACUAAGGGGAAUGAUAAAGAGGAGGAUGCAUUGGAGAUGCUCUUCAAGAAACUCGAAAAAGUUCUCAAAACCGAUGAUUUUUCAAAAGAUCAUAGCGGUGAUGAUCAUGUAACUGACGAAGAUCUUGCUUUGUUUGAACGUGAAUUAAAUGGUGUGUUGGGUGAAUUAGGAGGUGUACUGGGUGGAUUUGAUUCUGAAUUGUUGAACUCAGAUACCGGUGAAACACAAGCUGAUAAUGAUGCAGAAAAAAACAGUGGUGAUAGAAAUGAGAACUCACUGUUUCGACGUGAAUUAGAUGGCAUGUUGGGUGAAUUUGAAGGUUUGUUGGGUGAAUUAGAAGGUGCGUUGGAUGAAUUUGAUGCUGUGAACUCAGAUACCAACGAAACACAGGUUGUUAAUGAUGCCAAAAAAAGUAGUAGUGAUGGAAAUGAGAACUCACCAAAGCUUAGAAUUUCGAAAUUGAAUAAAUUGGUUAGAGCUUUGAAAACUAGACGCGGCAAAACAAGUAAAAAUUUGUCUCAUGUUACCGAGGGGAAUGAUGAAAAGGAGGAUGCAUUUGAGAUGCUCUUCAAGAAACUCGAAGAAGCUCUCAAAAACGAUGAUUUACCAAAAGAUGAUAGCGGUGAUGAUGAUAUAACUGAAGAAGAAAUUGCUUUGUUUGAAGAAAAGUUAGAAGGUGUGUUGGGUGAUUUCGGUGCUGAAUUGUUAAACUCCGAUAGCAGUGAAACACAUGCUGAUAAUGAUGCUGAAAAAAACAGUGGUGAUGGAUAUGAAAAUUCGAAGCUUAGAACUUUGCUUUCAUCAAUUUCAUUUUCUCUUUUUGGGGAAUGUAUUUGACUAGUUUCUUUCAAAGAGCUAAACAUUACAUGCCAUUAUGAACCAUACAGAUGUAUGCUAAGGGCUGUGCAAUGGUAUGCAAUUCCCAUACUUUUGAUUUACUUAUAUGUUACCAGGAAUCAGGUACUGAUCAAAA